Molecule: messenger RNA, 1566 nt
Organism: Cylindrotheca closterium
Lineage: Eukaryota; Bacillariophyta; Bacillariophyceae; Bacillariales; Bacillariaceae
Source: the annotation of a GenBank genome assembly
AUGACAGCACGUCCAAUAGCAAUGGUUCCAUCAUCACGCAAUAACAACAACAGUAACAGUAUCAAUGAGGAUGAUCCAAUGAUUACAUGUCGAUUGCAAAUCGAGCGCUGGCUCCAACCGCAAAUUGCCCAUUGGAUUCAACAAGAACUGCCCAUUCUGGAUUGGGUAUCUAGGCUGCCCAAUGGAAUCUUGCAAAUUCAGUUUCUCAGCGAGCAUUUGAAAUGGACCAACAGUGAAAAGACCCAAGGUUUAGUUCUCAAACAUUUCCAUUGGUAUUGUGGUACUACCAAUAGCAGUACUAAUGGCACCUAUCAUGAACCGGCAAUGGUGCAUCACGUCAGCAAAUCCCAUUUGUUCUUUCUACACUGCAAUCUGACGAGUAUUCAGCAACAUAAUCAUGAUUAUGAUGAGGAGGAUGUUGACAUUCAAGUGUGGACCAACGACUCAUUUCCUUCUUCCACCAAGAAGCAUGUCACGACUUUGUAUCAAUUGAAACCACUCAUGGAUUGCGAUGCCAUAGAGCAACAACAAUAUGGAAAACCACCAACAACGCCACAAAGUCCCACCACCACCAACAACAACAACAACAACAACAACAACAACAACAACAUUCAGUUGGCAAUGUGUUCCGUCCUGUAUGGUUACGACGCCUCGGCCAUGCUUGUCCAAUUUGCCGAAUAUUACGCCCAUUACAAACGAUUGGGAGUUCAACACUUUUGGGUCUUUGUCAAUACGGCAACGACGACGACGACGACGAGUAAUGGAAAAUUACCAUCGACAUCACUUCUUUCCAUACAACUACAACCACAAUCCACUACUCGUACUACUUAUUUAGUAUUACCAAACGUCGACGACGUCACGUACAUUCCUUACAAUUUUCGAUGGAACGAUUUCAUGAAGUAUGCCAACUUUAGUGCACCCUUUUUGGGGGCAAGCAUGUGGCAAGAAGCCAUGCAGAAUCAAUGUUUGUCACGAUUGCGACGAUAUGGUGUCAAAUGGAUAAUGACCCUAGAUGUGGACGAGUUUGUGGAAAUUCGUGGUAACAACGAUGAGUCCUCGAGACGAGACAAAGAAGAAGAAUAUCCAUUGCGAUCCUUCUUGUCACGAUAUGACCAAGACAACGACGACGAUGGCGAUCACGACGACGGAAGUAUCCAAAAAACCAACGAGACAAACGACAACAACAACAACAAGGAGAACGGGAAGGCAAACAAUAAGAGACAGAAAGACAAGCCCGUUGGAGCAUUGCGUAUGAGGUCGGUCCCCUUUCCGACCAACCGGAAAUUCGAUUUACCCACAUUUCGACCCUACUGCAUGGCCAUGGAUCAUGUACAUCGGUGGGAUGAUACCCUUGGGACCUAUAUCGAUGCCAAAAGACCCAAAAUGAUUUAUCAGGCCCAACUCUGCGAUGUUGCAGGAGUCCAUUGGUGUCGAAGGUACAAUCGCGGAGCUAUUUCCCAAAGUUUGAAUGCGACUCAUGAGAUUAUGUUGCAUCACAUUCGAGCCGCCACCGCGGUGACGAAUAUUGGUUGGGUUAUAAAAAGAUUGGAGGAAAGGGAAUGGUGA